This is a messenger RNA of Mizuhopecten yessoensis (Yesso scallop), 2902 nucleotides long. Its product is annotated as carbohydrate sulfotransferase 5-like. NCBI's taxonomy places the organism in Eukaryota, Metazoa, Mollusca, Bivalvia, Pectinida, Pectinidae. Gene Ontology annotation, molecular function: N-acetylglucosamine 6-O-sulfotransferase activity. The record is from RefSeq and is a predicted model, not a curated record. Gene Ontology annotation, biological process: sulfur compound metabolic process; N-acetylglucosamine metabolic process. Bases 1752 to 2879 code for a protein of 375 amino acids. The transcript is spliced from 3 exons.
AACACACAAGCCACAAGCACACAUACACACAAGCACACAUACAGAAAACACAUUGAGGCACUUCCUUAAUUAGUCUUAGCUGUUAUAGGACGUUAACUCAUUCACCCCUGACAUUUCCAAAAUGACAUAUUCCAACCUUUGAAUUGGAAGAGUUUAAAGGUGUCUUCAGGGGUGAAGGACUUAAACAAAAUAAAUCCAAACCAAACCAACUUCUAACCUAUUUCUGCUUCCUAGUUUGUAUAUUUCUUUUUCAGAUAACGAUUGCAUCCAGGAAUAAGACAUCUCAUAUAUUCCUUUCUAUCGUUCUAGCACUGUUCUAGUCAAUUAGUCAAAAGACCGUCUCACUUUGAAAGGAAAAUGUCAAAUACAGCAGUUAGAUCAAAAGUCGCCACAUAUUGCAACUACAUGUAUUGGUAACAUGAUUAUCAAUUCAUCGAAUGAAAAGAUCACUCAGAACACUUGCCGGUUAUAUUUUGUUGCUUUCAUCUUAAUAAAAAACAAAAAUCAAAGAAGUCCCGCAAGGUACGACUUUCUAUUCAGAAAUGCGUAUUAACAGUUUUUGGCAGGGCACUGGGAUCCUUAAGUAAUGAAGUUCCUUAACUUUUGCUUUGACAAUAACUUUCCGGAUUAGUAAGAACGACCCGGUCAGGUUACCUAACACAAACGGAAAUCUGUCCCAAAAUGGAUUUGCGAGAAAUACCCGAAGUCGUUUCGCGUUCGUAUUAGCUAGAAUGACUCGAAGUGUGUUUCCGAAGUCUACCGCCGGUCGGAUUAUCUAGAUAGACUCGAAGUCUGUUCCCAGUCGGAUUAGUGAGAACGUAGAUAGAGCGAAUCAAAGUCUGUUUCUAGUCAGAUUAGUGAGAACGUAGUUAGAGCGAAUCGAAGUCUGUUUCUAGUCAGAUUAGUGAGAACGUAGAUAGAGCGAAUCAAAGUCUGUUUCUAGUACGUAGAUAGAGCGAAUCGAAAUCUGUUUCUAGUCGGAUUAGUGAGAACGUAGAUAGAGCGAAUCGAAGUCUGUUUCUAAUCGGAUUAGUGAGAACAUAGAUAGAGCGAAUCGGAGUCUGUUUCUAGUCAGAUUAGUGAGAACGGCUUGAAGUGUGCUUUUCGGUCGGAUAAGGGAGAAAGGGACAAAGCCUGGUCCUCUAUAUACUCCUUAUACGUACCAAGGCAAACAUAACACAGCACCUUAAUAGCAAAUAGCUGCUCGACCGAUAGCACGGAUGGAGUCGGCAUUUAUUCAUAAAUAUGAUAUGAAUAUAAUGAAUACGCAUUAACAAAAUAACUACUCUGACUUCAUUUACCGUACACACAAACAGUCCUCCCACAUAUACCCUCGAAUGGUUCAUAGCCAUACAAAUGUAAAACCAAGCGCGCCACCCAACCUGAAAACCUUAUUAGGCGCGACAGGAGGUGAACCAUCCCGACAAUGCUUAAGUAUUUUUUACAAAAUUGAUGCUGGGAUUUCUUAAAUAUGACGAUGCCCACACAUACAAAUGUUAAAUGUAUUGUCUACACCGAAUACAUUUCCUGUAACCUUUGACCCCUGUCGCUUUCUCGUUUACACAAGUGACAAUACGCGCGACCGAGGCGACACACUUUUUCACGAUCGAUAACACAAUAUUAAUACAAGCUAGUGUGGACGGACAGGCGAACAACGGCUCGCUGUGAUUUCUGUUGGUCACCAGACGCAGCUUUUCUGUUUGGCGUGUACGGCCGAUGUAUUCUUGGUAGGAGUCACAGUCCCCAGGGUGAUGCGGACUCGUUGUUGGAGGUUAUGGGCUCGACACUCCGCAUUCCCGAACCCCCGGGCAAUCGCCCUGUGGCUGGUGGUUGGCACUGGCCUACUGUACUACUCUCUCUCCUCCCUGUAUGACUUCCUGUAUCCAACACCGAAUCGGUCCAUGGUGCUGGUGGUGGCGUACAUGCGCAGUGGGUCCAGUUUGGUGGGAGACAUUCUACAGCAACACCAGUCUAGUUUUUACGUGUUCGAGCCCCUCCGGGCCGCCACGGAUCUCGUCAGCAACAACCAGUCGUUAACUUUCUAUAACAACUCCGUCAGAAGAUAUACGUCCAGUGAGGAGAUAGUGCACCUCCACGCAGACCUCCUCUAUAAUUGGUUCACGUGCAAUUUCACCAACCUUGACCUUGGCUCUCUGACAUCAGAUUACCUCAGAUUCUACAGUUCCUCCACACUCCCCUACUACAAUUGUCUUCAGUGGCACGGACGUGACGUCAACUCCGUCAAGUAUUGCCUUGGUUACCUGCAAUCCUACUGUGCACACAGGGAACUUAGAACGAUUAAAACCAUUCGUCUCAACUUGGAGACCGUCGACCUUCUGCUCGGACGGUUACCAAGGUUACGGGUGAUACACCUUAUAAGAGACCCACGUGCAAUAAUACAUUCAAGAGUUCGCGUUAAACUUCUAACGUGGGGAAAUAUUCGACAAGAAGCUACCGAACUUUGUGCCAAAAUAUCAACAGAUAUUCUGUUAUCUAUUAAAUUGAAACAUCAACAUCCAGAAAGAUUUAAUUUGCUUUUAUAUGAACACCUUGCGGAACGUCCCGAAGUAAUAGCCGACAGGAUAUACACCUUUGCGGGGCUAAACAUGACAGCAUACGUUAUGAGAUACGUGCAAUAUUUGACAAGAUACGGACGGCGCCUGGAAUGUUUUUGGUGUACACAGAGGGGUAACUCUAACCGGACAGCCAAACUGUGGCGGGUAUACACGCCGUACUCGCACAUCCGGACUAUCGAUGCAGUCUGUGGUAUGGUAUACCACGUGGUCGGGUACCAACCAAUCACUGACGAGAAAGCACAGCUUCGUAACCUGUCAAAUCCGCUACGGAAAAUUGUCGACUUUACUGUUGGGUCAUUUUAAUGGGACAAAUUAAAGUUAUGUGC